This is a messenger RNA of Trematosphaeria pertusa, 1044 nucleotides long. Its product is annotated as checkpoint protein hus1. Gene Ontology annotation, biological process: telomere maintenance; meiotic DNA integrity checkpoint signaling; mitotic intra-S DNA damage checkpoint signaling. The record is from RefSeq and is a predicted model, not a curated record. The transcript is spliced from 5 exons. Lineage: Eukaryota; Fungi; Ascomycota; Dothideomycetes; Pleosporales; Trematosphaeriaceae. Gene Ontology annotation, cellular component: nucleolus; checkpoint clamp complex; site of double-strand break. Bases 1 to 1044 code for a protein of 347 amino acids.
AUGCGCUUCAAGGCGUCGAUACAGAACAUCACCACCUUCACGAAGCUGACGGCGUCGCUCAAUUCGCUCGGCCCGCUUGCGUGGGUCAAGCUCAGCGACGACCAGGUGUGCUUCACCAUCAUACCGGAGCAGGGCACGCAGGUGUGGGCCGCCCUGUCCAUUGACACCAUCUUCGAGACGUACACGGUCCAGUCGGCAGCCAACAAUGUCAUCAACCUCGAGGUCCCGCUCGGCCCGCUCAAUCGCGCCCUCAAGUCGGCAUUGAAUGCGACGUCGGCCCAGAUCCGCCUCACGAAGAAGGACAGCAUGCCGCUGCUCGCCCUCACCAUCGUGACCACCUCGUCCUCGAACUCGUACUCCGCAUUCCCCACAGGCGCCAGCAAUGACGGUGGCCUUGACGCGCCCUUUGACGACUCGUUCGGCGGCGGCAACCGCGAGACCAUCAUCACCCAGGAAGUGCCUGUUAGGGUGCUCGCGCCGGAUACAGUGGCAGGGCUGCACGAACCGCAGUGCCGGGAGCCUGAUGUGCACAUCAUCCUACCGCCGCUCCUACAGCUGAAAAGUAUCAGCGACCGAUUCACAAAGCUUGCACUCGCAGGAGCGAGGUCAGGACCAGGCAGCACGGCAUCAAGAACGAGACUAGAAAUGGCUGCGAACAUGCAUGGGUGCCUCAAGAUGAGCAUAAAGACGGAUGCCAUGAGCAUUUCGUCCGUCUGGACCGACUUGAGCAACCCGGAACUAGAUCCAGGUCAAGUGGCUGGAGGAGAAAUCGGCAUCUCGGAGCACCCUAGUACGAGAAUGAAACUGCUCGGCUCUGCUGAUGGACGCAGCGAGGAAGGAUGGGCAUCAGUGAGGAUAGAUGGACGCGACUGGGGAAAGGUGAUGAGUGUGGGUAGGCUCGGAGGGAGAGUCAUCGCAUGUUUUUGCCAUGAGCAUGCGCUAAUCCUAUAUGUCUACCUGCCCAGCGACAACGGCGAAGAUGAAUCGGUCCUAACGGUACGUGACCUCGCACUUGCUUUUCUGAUCACUCCUUUGAACAACUAA